This is a messenger RNA of Penicillium nucicola, 504 nucleotides long. RefSeq lists its product as uncharacterized. The record is from RefSeq and is a predicted model, not a curated record. The transcript has a single exon. The coding region runs from base 1 to 504 and encodes 167 amino acids. NCBI's taxonomy places the organism in Eukaryota, Fungi, Ascomycota, Eurotiomycetes, Eurotiales, Aspergillaceae.
AUGGUCCAGCUCACCCCUUCCGCCUCGAUGCUUCUCACAACCUUGACAGCCAUGAGCGCCGCAAUGGGUGUCUCCGCAGCAACAGUGACCAGCAGUCUCCUACUAGCCUCAAUUGCCGACCAGCUAUCAAUCCCAGCAUCGACCUGGUCGGCCAACGGCACGCACACCGCAAAAGGAUUCACCAGUCAAUCGGCCGACACGGCCGACAUCGACGGCCUGAAGCAGGAUUGCGAUAAUAUCAAUCUGAACAAGAAGCUCGCGACUGAUUUCCGCAGUGAUGUGCUUGGUGCGGGUGUCAUCGGCUUCUUUUACAAGUGCGAGAAGAUCAGUGAUGAUACCAAUAAGUACUGGUUUACUAUCAGUGCUGGGGACAAGGCCCAGAUUGAUCGGCUUUGUGAUCAGGAUACUACCUAUCCUAUUGUUUACGAUCAACAGCAUGAUACGUGGUUUAUUGAUGAGCCGUUUGAUUGUACGCGUCGGUCUAAUCCAUCCGACUUUUAUUGA